Molecule: messenger RNA, 834 nt
Organism: Eutrema salsugineum
Lineage: Eukaryota; Viridiplantae; Streptophyta; Magnoliopsida; Brassicales; Brassicaceae
Exons: 2
Coding region: 151-567 (138 amino acids)
Source: RefSeq, a predicted model, not a curated record
AGAGACUUUAACCGAUUCACAGACCAAACCUCUCUUUCUCUUGAAGCUCUCGACCAAGCAGAGAACGGAAUCGCUACUUUAGUUUCUCUGUUCACCGAAGUACAUCAUAACAUUUCAAAGUGUUUUGAGUAAUUGGGAAUUUAAGGAGAGAUGAACAAUAAUAGUGGAGGGAUGCAAGAUGCUUUGAGCAUUGAUGAGAAAGAAGAUUUAGGAGACAAAGAUGAAGUCAUGAUCCGUCGAAUGAAGAACAGGGAAAGGCAACGUAGGUAUAGAGCGAGGAAGCGGAUGCGUGAAGAAGCAGGUAUCGAUGAAAAUCUUUCAUUUGAGAUCAUGGGACAAGAAGAAGAAGAAGAAGAAGAAGAAGAGGAGGAGGAACUAGAGUGUAAUAAUGGUUAUGUUGAGAACUUUGUGCGGCGUGUUUAUUGCGAUAGAGAUUGGAAAAAAGAAGCUAGGAGAGCUCAUUUGAUAAUGGAAAAGGCUGGAGAUGGUUCUUGUGUAUUGGUUAAGCGGAAGCUUUGGCCGCGUCGAAGAGAUUGGAAAGCUGAAGCUAGAAAGAAGAAAACUUGAUAAAAGCCUGCAGAUUUCAUGAGGACUAGUCGGUUUUGCUUAGAGGAUCUUGCAAGGGUUAAAUGUAAGCAGUUUCAUUUAAGACUGGAUUUGAUUGAAGAAGAUAAAGCACAAAUGAAACAUCUUUUGAGAUUACCAUCUUUUCAAUAUUUUGUUUCUUCUUGUUGUAGAUAUUGGAAAUGAUAAAAGAGUGGUCUUGCUAUUUGCUUGUCUGUGUAUUUGAAAAUCCAUACUUUAUGGGAAACAUAGGAUACCAAAUUACUAAUG